AUGGCCGUUCAAGAAGCUUUGGAACAUGGGCUUUCCGAUCCAUUCAAAGAUAGAGAUGGUACUCUUAUGGAUCCUGGAUUAUGUAUAUACCACUGUGCAAAUUACGGAUUUAUCUUUUCAGGUCUGACAAAAGGUGGUCAAUGCCGCUGCGGAGGAUCUACUGCCCUUGUAACAUAUACCAAAUUAAAUGAUACUUCAAGUAAAAUAGUGUGCAACUUACCAUGUGUCGGAAAUUCAAGCUAUACUUGUGGUGGUGACAACGGAUACACAAUUUAUCGAGAAACAAUUCCAAUGCAACUAAAAAUAAGCGCAUUACAAAAAGUCUUUAUUAUUCAAAACCUCAAAUAUAAUAAGCAAUAUAAUGGUUGUUUUAAAGAAUCUCCUUACUGUAACCAAAGAAUGUUAAAGGGAUCAAAAAAAGAAGUCAUCAGCUUAAGCGUUGGGGAUUGCGUGAAUUUUUGUAAAAAUAAUAAUUAUAGUUACGCUGGAUUAGAAAUUGGUACUGUAUACACAUGA
This is a messenger RNA of Racocetra fulgida, 516 nucleotides long. The record is from the annotation of a GenBank genome assembly. NCBI's taxonomy places the organism in Eukaryota, Fungi, Glomeromycota, Glomeromycetes, Diversisporales, Gigasporaceae.